UUAAAAAGUUAGAUCCCAAAUUACUAAGAAUUUAACGAGUUAACCGACUAUUGUGUACAAAGUUACAUUAUUUAUAUUGUACAUAUAAAAUGAUAUGUUAGAUCCGAGAUAUUAAAUAGUAAAAUCAUGGAUGAAAUUUGGUUCCAUUUAACAAAUCAGUAUGAGAUAUUUCAGAUUAAAAUCUCAUUACUUGUACAACAAGGACAACAAUGGAUUAUAACGUGGCUGUCUCAAGCACAACAAGCAUUUUACAAAUUACAUAGUUACCAAAACAUUGAAAAACCUAUUUGGUUUGAUAAACUUUGGGAACAAUUGCAAAUUCAAUAUUAUAAUGCAUAUUUCAAUGUCACAGGACUUUACAGACAAAUAAAAGAUUUAUGUAGUAAUGAAGUGUCAAAGAAAGAACUUGGAUUUUGUCUAGCAGGUUUAUUACUGGGUACUCUAAUUGGCUAUUAUGCUGCAGUUAAUUGGGGAUACAUAUCACACCAUAUACCAUCUAUAAAAGCUAUCAUAUGUCAUUACUACAUUGGUAUUGAGGGUGUGUCCGUGAUAGAUGAUGCAAAAAUGCCUGUAAUUGAAAAAUCCAAUCAAUUAUUAAUACAAGUUAAAGCAGCUUCUGUUAAUGUUGUUGAUACAAAAAUUUGUUAUGGUUAUUCUAAAAUUUACAGAAAACUCCUUAAUACUGGUAAAUACAAAGACUUACCAGUAAUAUUAGGCAGAGAUUGCACUGGUAUAGUAGUAGGUAUAGGACGAAAUGUUAUUAAUUUUGAUGUUGGAGAUGAAGUGUUCUUAGCUGUACCGUCAUGGGCUCCUGGAACAAUGGCAGAAUACAUAGUUGUCUUAGAAACUCAAGCAGUUAAACGACCAAAACUUUUUACUUUCGAAGCUUGUGCAAGCCUACCUUAUAGUGGAUGCAUAGCCUGGGAUGCUUUAGUUAAUAGAUCUACAAUUCAAGAAGGCAAUGCAAAAGGAAAACGAGUACUCAUAUAUGGCGGAAAUACCUCUGUUGGUUGUAUUUUAACUCAACUAGUUCAGCUAUGGGGUGGAGAUGUAAUUACAAUUUGUAGUCCAAAUGCAAUUAUUGUAUCAAAAGCUUUAGGAGCAAAAAGUGUUAUACCAUUAGAUGGUACAAAUAUUGAAAAAGAAUUAUACUUCUAUGGCAAAUUUGAUGCUAUAUUUUAUACUGGAGGACAGUCAAUUGAUGAACGUAUAUUAAGACGAUAUUUAACAUCUUGUGGUUCUUAUGUCUCUACAGUCCCUGAACAAUUAAUAUCUGAUUCAUUAGGUUUUAUAUUUGGAAGUAUAUUUGCUGGAUGUGUACGAAUAAAGUUACUAAUUCAGUACAUUCUUGGAUUUGAUAUGCAUCAGUGGAAAGAAGGUUCAAAGAUUAAUACAAUGUACUUGCAAGCAUUAUGCGACUUAGCAGAUGCUAAUCAAUUACAGAUGAUUGUAGACAGAGUAUAUAAACCUAAUAACAUUAAACAUGCGCUGAAUCACAUACUAGAUCCCAAUGCUAUAGGGAGUACUAUAAUAACAUUUCAGUGACAACUGAAUGCUGUACAUAGAAAAAUUUUCAAUUAUAGAAGUAUUGCAAUUUUUUUAUUAUUAUCAAUGUUAUCAAUAUAUACUAUAAAUAAUAUCCAUAACGUUUAAUCACUGCCAAAUACCAUCCAAUAUUAAAGUAA
Eufriesea mexicana is the source of this 1685-nucleotide messenger RNA. Its product is annotated as reticulon-4-interacting protein 1 homolog, mitochondrial. The coding region runs from base 127 to 1545 and encodes 472 amino acids. Gene Ontology annotation, cellular component: mitochondrion. Lineage: Eukaryota; Metazoa; Arthropoda; Insecta; Hymenoptera; Apidae. Gene Ontology annotation, molecular function: oxidoreductase activity. The transcript is spliced from 9 exons. The record is from RefSeq and is a predicted model, not a curated record.